UUUAGGUCCCGCCGCCACCCGAGCUGGCAUCGCCCCCUCCCCGCUUGCCCAAGGUGUGGGGAGAGGGCCCCCGCCAGGGCGCGCAGGCGCAGACGUCAACCGUGCUUGGCCGAUACUUGGCAAGGCGCCCGUCACGUGAGCAGCGCGCCCGCUCUGCUCCCUCUCCUCCCGGCUGGGCUGUGAAUGAAGCUCAGCCGGCUACGUGGGGCGCUAACUCAACUUGGUGUUCUGGGCGCCAGAGCCAACUGAGCGCUCGGCCCGCCAGCCGCGGACACGGGCUCCACCGCUCCAGAUCUCGGCGACAGAGCAAAUCAGUUUCCUGGACUGCCAAGUGAAGCUGUACCUGUGCGCCUGAUAACGUCAGUGUAAGCUACCUCGACUAAGUGAAGGAAAUCCAGAAGUGUGGAGCCUAAAAGCCAGGUUGGGGCUUGAACAUCUGUCAUAAAGUAAGACCACACUGCUGCUGUUCCAUCUAUAUCCUGUUAAAGCCUCCCUACAAAACUGGGGUGCUCUGGGAAACUGAGGCUGUGACCCCAACGUGGGAGUGGAUAGGAUCAACAUGGCCAUGUGGCAGGAGAAAGAGCACACCAAACGUCCCUGUUGGGUGCAGCCAACAGUCCUUUCUGCUGGACUCAAGCUUGGCAGGCUGGUGUCGCCAGUAUUUGGAGGACCCGGAGCCAUGGAUAGUAGAGGCUUUCAGCAGGGGUGUUUCAAUAGCUUCCAGAGCAGCUCCAGUGAUGAAGACUUGGUGGACAUACCAGGGACAGCUAUGAAUUUCUCCCUGAGAGAUGAUGUUCCUCCCUUAGAUGGAGAAAUAGAAGAGGACAAGUCAUACAAUGGUGGAGGAAUAGGUUUUUCAACUAGGAUGAUGGAUUUCUUGGAGGAGCCAAUCCCUGGUGUGGGGACCUAUGAUGAUUUCAAUACAAUUGAUUGGGUGAGAGAGAAGUCUCGAGACCGGGAUAGGCAUCGAGAGAUUACCAAUAAAAGCAAAGAAUCAACAUGGGCCUUAAUUCACAGUGUGAGUGAUGCUUUUUCUGGCUGGUUGUUGAUGCUACUUAUUGGGCUUUUAUCAGGUUCCCUAGCUGGCUUGAUAGACAUCUCUGCUCAUUGGAUGACAGACUUAAAAGAAGGUAUAUGCACAGAAGGAUUGUGGUUUAACCAUGAACACUGUUGCUGGGACUCUGAUCAGGUCACUUUUGAAAACAAAGACAAAUGCCCCAAGUGGAAUAGCUGGUCUCAGCUUCUCAUCAGCACAGAAGAGGGAGCCUUUGCCUACAUAGUCAAUUAUUUCAUGUACGUCCUCUGGGCUCUACUGUUUGCCUUCCUUGCCGUAUCUCUUGUCAAGGUGUUUGCACCUUAUGCCUGUGGCUCCGGAAUCCCUGAGAUAAAAACUAUCUUGAGUGGUUUUAUUAUUAGGGGCUACUUGGGUAAGUGGACCCUAAUUAUCAAAACCAUCACGUUGGUGCUGGCAGUGUCUUCUGGCUUGAGCCUGGGCAAAGAGGGCCCUCUAGUGCACGUGGCUUGCUGUUGUGGGAACAUCCUGUGCCACUGCUUCAACAAAUACAGGAAGAAUGAAGCCAAACGCAGAGAGGUCUUGUCGGCUGCAGCAGCAGCUGGUGUAUCUGUCGCCUUUGGGGCGCCUAUUGGCGGAGUAUUAUUCAGCCUUGAAGAGGUCAGCUACUAUUUCCCCCUCAAAACACUGUGGCGUUCGUUCUUUGCUGCCUUGGUGGCAGCAUUUACCCUACGCUCCAUCAAUCCAUUUGGGAACAGCCGUCUGGUUCUAUUUUACGUGGAGUUUCACACCCCGUGGCAUCUCUUUGAGCUUGUGCCAUUCAUUCUGCUGGGCAUAUUUGGUGGUCUGUGGGGAGCUUUAUUUAUCCGCACAAACAUUGCCUGGUGUCGGAAGCGUAAGACCACCCAAUUGGGCAAGUAUCCUGUCAUAGAGGUACUUGUUGUGACAGCCAUCACUGCCAUCCUGGCUUUCCCCAAUGAAUACACCCGAAUGAGCACAAGUGAGCUCAUUUCUGAACUAUUUAAUGACUGUGGCCUUCUGGACUCCUCUAAGCUCUGUGAUUAUGAGAACCAUUUCAACUCAAGCAAGGGUGGUGACCUGCCUGACAGACCUGCUGGUGCGGGAGUCUACAGUGCCAUGUGGCAGCUGGCCUUGACACUCAUAAUGAAAAUUGUCAUUACUAUAUUCACCUUUGGCAUGAAGAUCCCUUCUGGUCUCUUUAUCCCUAGCAUGGCUGUUGGUGCUAUAGCAGGUCGACUUUUAGGAGUAGGAAUGGAACAAAUGGCUUAUUACCACCAUGACUGGGCCAUCUUCAAUAGCUGGUGUAGCCAAGGAGCUGAUUGUAUCACUCCUGGCCUUUAUGCGAUGGUUGGGGCUGCAGCCUGCUUAGGUGGAGUGACUCGGAUGACUGUUUCUCUGGUUGUCAUAAUGUUUGAACUAACUGGUGGCUUGGAGUACAUUGUGCCUCUGAUGGCUGCAGCAAUGACAAGCAAAUGGGUGGCAGAUGCUCUUGGGCGGGAAGGCAUCUAUGAUGCCCACAUCCGUCUCAAUGGAUACCCCUUUCUUGAAGCUAAAGAAGAGUUUGCUCAUAAGACCCUGGCAAUGGAUGUGAUGAAACCCCGGAGAAAUGAUCCUUUGUUGACUGUCCUUACUCAGGACAGUAUGACUGUGGAAGAUGUAGAGACCGUAAUCAGUGAAACCACUUACAGUGGCUUCCCAGUAGUGGUGUCCCGCGAGUCCCAAAGGCUUGUGGGUUUUGUCCUCCGAAGAGAUCUCAUUAUUUCAAUUGAAAAUGCUCGUAAAAAACAGGAUGGAGUUGUGAGCACGUCCAUCAUUUAUUUCACCGAGCAUUCUCCUCCAAUGCCACCAUACACUCCACCCACUCUAAAGCUUCGGAACAUCCUGGAUCUCAGCCCCUUCACUGUGACUGACCUUACCCCCAUGGAGAUCGUUGUGGAUAUCUUCCGCAAGCUGGGACUGCGGCAGUGCCUGGUUACACACAAUGGGCGACUGCUUGGAAUCAUUACCAAGAAGGAUGUGUUAAAGCAUAUAGCACAGAUGGCGAACCAAGAUCCUGAUUCCAUUCUCUUCAACUAGAAUCCCAGGAUUGUGCUGGAUACAAAACAGGAAGGACAUUGCAGACCGUGGAUAUAUUUUAUUAACUGGGUACCCAAAACACAUUUCCCAUAUCUGGAUGGUGAAGUUAUAUUAGUGUGUUGUCUCUUUCCUACAAGUUAACCAGUUGCACUACAUAAUAAUUUCUGGAAGUUAAUCUCUUUAGGAGAAAAUGCAGUUAGACUUCUGUGAUGUUGCAUUACAAAGAUUUCAUGAAAGAGUAAAUAAGAUUGCUAUGGUUUAAUUCUUUUUCUUUUUUUAAAAGAUUUUUUAAAAAUUUAAAACGAUUAUUAGCCAAUAUGCAAUCACUGAAAACUAUGCAAGAAAAAUGUUGACCGUCCUAACUGAUAGCCUGCAGGAAACUCAUGAAAAAGUCACUUUUUUGGGACUCUAACUAUCAUUGGUGGAAGAUGAAGUGUAAACUAAGGGGCUUUGCUUUUCCAACCACAGAAAAGAAAGCCAGAAGGAAAAUAGUAAUGGCAUUUUCCAGACUGUGAAAAUUCAGUUCAAAUGUUAUCUUGCUCCUGUUACAAUAUUUAGCAUUAUUAGUUUGUGUGUGUAUGUGUAUGUUAAUUUUAAUAUCUGAUUAUAAGACAAUGCUGCUUUGGUUAAUCUCUAAAUGAAUUUAGAGAGGUUGAUUUUAUGCCUUGCUUGUUCCUGGUACUCUUUUGAAGUGCACAAAGAUAAGUUGUAGAGCUUUCUCCUUGUCUGCUCUAAGAAAGGUAAUUUUCCAGAUGGUAUUUGUUUGCUAGUAGACAAGGACUUUGCCAUGCAUUUAUUAGUAGCAAGGAAUGAUUUCUCCAGAUGAAUGAUUAGUGAAGUUCUAUGUAAAGUCAAUGACUAGGAACUUUAAAUUUUGUGAGGUUCCAACUCAUUCUCUUACCCAGAUGCCACCUCCAUGAGUGAUGGUGCUUUAGGCUUCUGGAAUAUGUAAGAAUAUUCUGCAUACUGGUAAACUAGGGAAGAUUCAGAGCUGUAUCUGCAUUCUCAUGCAUUCCUUCAUAAAAACCACCAGUACUAAAAUAACUGGACACCCAUGCCUCCUCCUAGUGUGAAGUAUGUAGAACAGGCCAGUAUUGUUCCUAUGAACAUGAAUUUAGGCUCUGGGUACUUUCAAAUAUAUUCAAGGCAUUGAAACAGAAUAGGCAGUUGUGACUCCCUUGCAGCUCCUUAGAAUUCUGAAUGAAAUGCAGAACCAUCCUAAGACCCAAGAGUGUGGAUAAGGCCUGGUAACACCAAAGGUGCUUGCAUCCAAUUGAAAAGGUGCCUGUCUGAAUUUCCUACCACCUUAACUGCAGUAGAAAACAUCACAGUCUAGGGACACCUGGUGGAAUUACAGAGCCACCACCAUCAUUCCGAUCACUGUUUCAUUUUCUACAGUUUUACCCACGUGUAGUUGUUCCCCCUCAAUUCUUUGCCCCUUCCCACUCCUCAGUCCUGAGUUAAUCAUUCCUAUUACAAAAAAUAAUUCCCAGGGCUAGUUAAAUUAUAAACCAAGCCUCAGUAAUCUUUUGGCACGUGGACCAGAGGUAACACACAGCCAUUGGCUCUGUUCUAUAACCCAGUCACUGCUACCAUGCCUCAAUUUCCACACCAAUGCCCACAGCAGUGCGACUUAACUGCCAGGGGUGAAAGUUCAGCCUUUCCCAUUUUACAAGUCUGUUCCCAGCGCUUCUCUCCAUCCUUCUAGCCUGGAAUCAGCAGUCACUCAGCAUGUCCUUCCCAGCCCUCCACCUCCCUUCCCCAAACACUUCAUACCUCAUUUUAAAGCUGCUGAUCCCAGAGUCUAAGCUUUUUUUUAACCCUUAGUUCUUAUCUUUCCCAAAUAUGAAAUUAUGUUAUUAUCUAGAACUAGGUAGUCAAGGCUUAUUUUUACUUUUAUCUUUAAAAUAUCAAAGCAGUCCAGAGUUUCUUAUUUUAAGUAUAUCGCUCUAGCAUUUUAAUGAAAACGAAAAAACUCUAGGAUAUAUUUUAUGAUAGUCAUAACUCAGCAACUUUACAUCUUUUGUCCCUUCCAUAUUACUGAUUCACUUGCAUGAGAUGUGGCUAUUUUGCCUGACUACCCCUGUACAUUGUGUAGAAAUCAAAGUUCCUAUCUGUAAAUUUAUGGAUCAUUACCUAUCUUAUUAGCUACCCAACUAAAGUUUGCAAAACAGGAAAUGUUCGUUUUUCUGGUAUUUGGUGACAAUGAAAGAUUUGGUUGUAUUUCGUAGUGCAGCAGCGAUAUGGAGGGAUUUCUAAGUUUGCCUUUGUGUUUCUUCUAGGCUCCGUUUAUAAUUUUAGACAGAUGAGCCAGUGUUAAGGUGCUACUUCAGAGACUAAAUUCAAGAAAUCAGAUAACACUGUGCCAAGGUAAACUUUCUAGAUGCUAAGAACCGAUUGGCCCUCCAGAGAAUAAUAUCCCUUUGAUACCUCACUCCUGAUAAGUUUCAUCCAUUAACCUCAGCUUCUCAGGAAUCCAUGUAACUCAUAUGCUAGAAGUAGCUAUAGUGUAUGGUAUGCAUUAUAUGUCAAAUCCUAUGGUUUGGCUCAAAGGUUGGCUAAUUGCAGCUAGAGCUCCCUGCUAGACUGCUAACUCAGCACUUCACCACUCAAGAGUUUCUUGUCUUGAGGCAAAGGAAAAUGUUCUUUCUGACAUUGCUAAUUCAGCAGUUGCACACACUUAGCCAGCAAACAAAGCUGAAUUAGGGAGGUCUGUCAGAUGUCCACAGGCCUCAAUGGCAAAAGACAAGAUAAUCUGUGAUUUAAAAAUGAAUAUGAAUUUAAACUAGUCUAGUUUGGUAUUAACAAAAGGAGAUUGCCCGACACAAGGGAAGGAUUUACAAAAAAAUGCCAAUAAGCACUUCAGGAUUUUCUGAGGAAUAAUAUCCAGUCAUGAAAGGAAUGAAAAUCUAUAGAUUUGUAAAAGUCUGCUAUAUUUUGUAUCUUCAGAUCUUUAAUGUAAAAAAUUAAUGAACCUCAAGCACUUAGUGGAUGAUUAGUUAUACCAUUAGAGGGAAGAAUUAGGGGACUGAAAAUGCAAAAUAAUGGCCAUUCUCAAGAUCAUUUGUAUUUAGAAGUUUGUUCAGAUACUUUGCUCUUUUCUGGCUCUGGCCUCCUUCUGGCUCAGCCCAGCUGUGGAGCAGAGGUGGUAUAGUCCAUAGAACAGAUAUCCUCUGGUGUAUAAUCUGACACUGACAAUACUUUGGAUUUGCCAGCUGGCAGAAUAAAUUAUUAAUUUGCUGAUUUAACUACAAAGCACUUCAAUUGUUUUUGGUACCAAGGGCUGAAUCCGAAUGCUUUACAGAAAGAACAGAGCACAGUAUAAAUUUCUCUAGCCAGCCUUCAAUUGUGUUUAAACAUGAGGAUGAUAAAGUAAUGGAGACUUAGUAUGGUCUAAGGCUGCGAAAUAAUUCUCAAUCAUGUUAUGAACCUGUUCAGGUGUGGGGGAAGCAAAUAUGUUUUUAAAAACUUAGCAUAUAAUAGAGUCCAUCAUGGGACAUAAUUGUUGCUCUAUGUUUUAAGUAUUUAAAUCACCUAUCCCAUUUGAGUCUUGAUCUUGGUUUGUUUUGUUUGGUGAUAAGAAGGAAAGUGUACUUGUUACCCUGCAGUAUCUUUUUAAAAUCAUAAGGAGUGCAAUUUUUGAAGCUGAGUUUUUAAUGAUUGUGAAGACAAUAUAGAGAAUUUGAAACAA
Myotis brandtii (Brandt's bat) is the source of this 6800-nucleotide messenger RNA. It is a transcript of the gene CLCN5, whose product is annotated as chloride channel, voltage-sensitive 5. Lineage: Eukaryota; Metazoa; Chordata; Mammalia; Chiroptera; Vespertilionidae. The transcript is spliced from 16 exons. The record is from RefSeq and is a predicted model, not a curated record. Bases 560 to 3109 code for a protein of 849 amino acids. Gene Ontology annotation, biological process: chloride transport; transmembrane transport. Gene Ontology annotation, cellular component: early endosome; synaptic vesicle; Golgi apparatus. Gene Ontology annotation, molecular function: voltage-gated chloride channel activity.